ACAUGUAGUUUAAAAACAGCUGAAGCGCUGUAAUGUCACUCAUUCCCAGGUCGGCUCUCAACCCAUUUACCGGCGCAGGACCAAUGAGAGCGCGGGAGGGAGGGGCCUAAUACAACUUUCUCCCGUGCGAGGAAUGUGUGAGAGACAAGCGCUGUCAGAGAGAGUCCCGGCUGCUUUACCUCAAGUUCUGCCUCCUGAGACCUAUCGCACCCAGGAUAUAGUUAUUGGUUUAGUCCUACGUGCCCGGGCCAUGUCACAGCUCAUUGACUGAUAUUCAGCAGAAGCCACAACUGCUAAGCAUGGGGAAGUCGCUGGGAGGAUGGACUGUCCUGCUGCUGCUGCUGCUGCUCUUACUUGUUGUGGAGCCAGUGACAAGCCAGAGUGUGUGUUCUGGAACAAUGAAUGGUCUCAGUGUGUCUGGUGACUCAGACUACCAGCUCUCCACCUUGAAGAACAUGUACAGCAAUUGCAAUAUUGUUAUGGGCAACUUGGAAAUUGUACUAAUUGAUAACAAUGGGGACUUAUCCUUUCUAAAGUCCAUACGGGAGGUGACCGGAUAUGUUCUGAUUGCUGUCAAUAUUUUCACAUACGUGCCACUCGAAAACCUACGUGUGAUCCGAGGGGCCCACCUCUAUGACAAAAAGUACGCUCUGUACAUGUCGCUCAACAACCAGAUUAAUGGCUCACUGGGCAUCCAAAAACUUGGCUUCCAUAAGUUGACAGAAAUCCUGGCUGGUGGAGUUCACAUAACCAAAAAUGAUCACCUGUGCUUCAUUGACACCAUUGACUGGAAAGACAUUGUGCAAGAUUCUAACGCAACAAUUGAGAUCAAGGAUAAUGCAAUAGACUGCAAACCAUGUGACCAGGUGUGUGAUGGAAAAUGUUGGGGACCAGAGAUGACAAAUUGUCAAACAUUUACAAAGACCAUUUGUGCAGAGCAGUGUAACGGACGUUGCUUUGGCAAGAACCCUACUGAGUGCUGUCAUGAUGAGUGUGCUGGGGGCUGCACAGAUUCCUCAAACCUGAAUUGCUUUGUAUGUCGUCAUUUUAAUGAUAGUGGGGCCUGUGUCCCACACUGUCCUCAGCCACUGAUUUACAACAAGCUAACCUUUCAACUUGAACCCAACCCAGAUGCCAAGUAUCAAUAUGGAGGCUCAUGCGUCAAAAGUUGCCCUCGAAAUUUUGUGGUUGAUCAAAGCUCCUGUGUACGUGCGUGCCCCAGUAACAAAAUGGAAGUUGAAAAAAAUGGAGUUAAGAUGUGUGAACUAUGUUCUGGGCUAUGCCCUAAAGCCUGUGAGGGGACCCUGUAUGGAGGUGCAUACCAGACGGUGGAUUCCAGUAACAUUGAUAAGUUUGUUAACUGCACUAAAAUCCUGGGCAACCUGGACUUCCUCACUAUUGGAAUUGAUGGAGAUCUGUGGAGAAACAUCACAGCUCUAGACCCCAAAAAACUAACUGUCUUCAAGACAGUGAAAGAAAUUACAGGGUAUCUGAACAUCCAGUCUUGGCCAAAGAGCCUGCCAGACUUUGGUGUGUUCUCCAGCCUCAGUACAAUUGGUGGCCGGACUCUGCAUACCCGGGGCUACUCACUGCUUGUGAUGAAAAACAGCAACGUGACCUCAUUGGGAUUCCGUUCACUUCGGGAAAUCAGCGCAGGCAAAGUAUAUAUUGCUGAGAAUCAAAAUCUCUGCUAUUGUGACACUGUGAACUGGAGAUCUUUGUUCCCAACAACUCGCCAGACCACUGAAAUCAAGGGAAACAAGAAGAAGAACAAGUGUGAGGAGGAAGGAAAGGUAUGUGACCCUCUCUGCUCUAACAAUGGAUGCUGGGGUUCUGGACCGGACCAUUGUUUAUCGUGCAGAAAUUACAGCAGAGAUGGAGUGUGUCUUCAAUCCUGUAACUUCACUAACGGAGAUGAACGAGAAUAUGCCAAGGCAGGUGAAUGCCUUAAGUGCCAUGAAGAGUGUCAGAAAAUGGAGGGAAGGCUGUCUUGCAAUGGAUCUGGUCCUGAUGCUUGUGUGCAAUGUGUUAACUAUAGGGAUGGUCUACACUGUGUGAACCAAUGUCCUAAUGGGAUUUUAGGAAAAGACAGACCAAUCUUCAAGUACCCCGAUGCCAACAAGAACUGUCAGCCAUGCCAUGAAAACUGCACUCAUGGUUGCACAGGACCUGAACUUAAACAUUGCACUGGAAUUACUGACCGUUUGAUUUCAAGUAACACUCCCACGGUGGUGGUAGCGGCAGUAGUGUCCACCGUCUUUGUCCUGUGCUGCUGUGCCCUGCUUGGUACACUUUACUUUAGAGGACAGAAAAUCCGCAAGAAGCGAGCAAUGAGGAGAUACCUGGAGAGGGGUGAGUGUUUGGAUAUGCUGGAUCCUUCAGAAAAGGCCAACACGGUGCAGGCACGACUCUUCAAAGAUACAGAACUGAAGAAACUGAAGAUCUUGGGCUCCGGCGUAUUUGGCACAGUGCACAAGGGUGUCUGGAUACCAGAUGGCGACUCAGUCAAAAUACCCGUCUGUAUUAAAGUUAUAAUGGACCGAACCGGUCGUCAGACCUUCCAUGCAGUUACUGAUCACAUGCUAGCCAUUGGAAGUCUGGACCAUACCUACAUUGUGCGUUUGUUGGGGAUUUGCCCAGGCUCACAGCUCCAGUUGGUCACGGAAUACCUGUCUAUGGGAUCAUUGCUUCAACAUGUGCGCAAAAACAAGGACUCUGGCACCAUUGGCCCUCAGCUCCUUCUUAACUGGUGUGUGCAAAUUGCAAAGGGUAUGUGUUACUUGGAGGAACAUCGAAUGGUUCACAGGAACCUCUCAGCUCGGAAUAUCCUCAUGAAAAGUGUCAAUCAGGUGCAGGUAUCAGACUACGGUGUAGCAGACUUGCUGUACCCAGAUGACAAGAAGUUUUGCUACAAUGAGAUCAAGACUCCUGUAAAAUGGAUGGCUCUGGAAAGCAUCCACUUUGGGAAGUACACUCAUCAGAGUGACGUAUGGAGCUAUGGUGUUACUAUAUGGGAAAUGAUGACAUUCGGCGCAGAGCCAUACACAGGGAUUCGUUUGUCAGAAGUUCCUGACCUCCUAGAAAAAGGGGAGCGGCUAUCCCAACCACAAAUAUGCACCAUUGAUGUCUACAUGGUAAUGGUAAAAUGCUGGAUGAUUGAUGAAAAUAUUCGCCCUACAUUCAAAGAACUUGGAAACGAAUUCACCCGCAUGGCUAGGGAUCCCCCUCGCUACCUGGUUAUUACGCGGAAUAGUGAUUCAUUGCAAUCCCCACUCCCAGGGGAUCCACCACCUUUGUCUGAGAAACAAGUGAGUGAUCUGGAAUCUGAUGUGGACACUGACCUUGAUUCAGAAGACAUGGCAAUGCAGCCUGUAACUCCAACUACCCUUUAUACCUCACGACAAAGAAUUGACUACUCUAGGAGUCAGAGUGGACUAAGCUCUAUCGCUGGGUACCUGCCUAUGAACCAGAGCCUUUGCAGCAUCUCUCGAAAGGGAACAAUGACUUGUGCAGAACCAAUCCCAAGACAGGCGACACGCAGAAGAGAAGACUCACUUGGACGAACAGUAUCAGAGUCAUCAGAAGGCUGUUGUACUUCUUCAGAACUGGACACAAUAGAGGACAAUUCAUAUGGCGGAGGGAGUCUGAGCCGCAGUGCCCGCUCCCGCCUUGACAGUGCAUACCGCUCCCAAAGAGAGAGCCUCCUUGAUGGAACCCCUGACGAUGACAGCGAGUAUAUCAUGCCAGGGCUCAGUCAGAGUGAAAUAUCACAAGAUGGAACACUAACAUCCCAAGGAUCUAGAUCCCUGACUCCACGCCUGGCCAAUGCCACUGAUGAAGAAGAUGAAGAGUAUGAAUACAUGAACAAAAAGAAGCCCAGCUCAAAAGAGAAGCUAGAGUACGAAUAUAUGGAUAUACGUGGGACAGGAGAUACAAGCAAUGAAUGCUUAGCUUUCUCCCCUGCAGAUAGUGACAAAGAUGGAGAUUAUGAGUAUGGGAACAAGGAGGAAUAUGAGUACAUGAAUGAGAAAGGGAAAUGCACAAGCAGGGAAAGCUUAGAAGAUGGUGACCUGGAAGACUACACAUAUAUGAACCGAAGUGGGAAAGUGAAGGAUGAAACUAUAACUGAGGAUAAACAGGGCUAUGAAGAUAUGAACUUGGUUGCCAACCUGUCCCAGCAAUUGGACAUGCCCACAGUAAUUCCACAGACCUGCCAUAGAGAGGCAUUGCAGAAAGGGUACCAUCAACCUCUUAGGGCUUUAGAAGCCAAAGACUGUGCAUUUGACAAUCCAGACUACUGGCACAGCAGGUUGUUUUCUAAGACUGACCUACAGAUGACAUAAGAACUGUAAAUGGAAUUGUAAAAAAAUCUAUUUUACCACUAAGCUCCAGGAGAGACUGAAUGACCCCUAAGGUAUCUUUUUAUGUUCUCAAAAGAGAAGCAACAUGGAUCCAGUUAUUUGGUAGAAAGAACUGAUAAACUGAACCCCGUGCAGCGUCACAAUGUUAGGUUCUUCAGAAUAACAGUGGAUUCAUUUUAUGAUCCAGAACGAUGGUCAGGCCUGAUAUAACUUAUAUACAAAUCGAUCAAAUCUCAACCCAACCCACGUCCUGUGACUUAAAGCACUAAAGCAUUUUUUUAGAGGGUGCAUUUUUAAUGAUUGGUUCAAGGGUGAACAUGCACAUUAGGAUUUGGUUUGGUAUUUGGCUGAAUCUUUGCUGGAAGAUUUAGCAUUUGGCCGAAUCCAAUUAUUAUGGCUUUGGUGCAUCCUGCUUCUUUUUACUCCCUAUAGGAGCAGUAAGUGGUUGUCAUACAACAGCAAGGUAUGACAAAACUCUAUCACUUGAUAAAUACUCUAAUGACUCCAAGCAAAAUGUAGCAAUAAUACACGUUAUGGACAGCGACAUGCAGGGUUUUGUCUGUGGUUUUUCCAUUUAUUACAAUGGGAACUAAACUGAUACAACCGCUGAUUAUUUGUCACAGUGGAGAGACCCAGUGUUAGAUACGCCAUUUCCCAAGUGAAUUGGGAAUCUUAGAACUGCAGCAUGAGGGUCUCUGGGUGUUGCUUUGUUGUGAAGGAUUAAAGCAUGGAUAGUGAUAGUCUAAUGAAGCUCUGAUAGUGGAGAAUCCACCAAACUGCACUGAUAAUAUUAUGUGUAAUAUAGCCCAACUUUGUAACACUACAUUUUAUAAGUACUCUGUUUUUAGAGGGAUUCUGUUAAAUGGAUACUGUCAUCAGAAAACAUACCUAAAUACAUAUACGAUACUUAGGGGGGUUACUCAAUAAAAUGUGAAUUUAUCUAAUUGUUUAUAAAAACAAAGUCGACCUAACUAACAUUUAUCAAGAAAUGAGCUUGAAGAAGUCGCGACAAAACCGUGCGACAAUUAGAAUCAUACGAAUUGUCACCCAAAUUGAAUGAUCUUUUCGAGUUGUCUCCCGAAAAGCCAGACUUUAUGGGAUUAUCCAGCGUCGAUCACGAUGUCAAGAAACAACUUCAUUGACUGCUACGUGACUUCAACAGGUUUUAGAUGGAGUAUUUGGGAUUCGGAUUUUUAGCAGCUUUGGGGUAUAAUAAAUCUCUAAGAAUGUGAGGUUUUUGUUUUCCGUCUAAAAAUUCGAGUUUUCGACUAGAAACAAUUGAGGCUUCAUAAAUAGGCUUUAUAAUAUUAGGUAAAAUAGUGAACUUCUUGAAGUAGUAUGACGAAUAUACAUGUACUGUAUAUCCUUUUGGUCAUGUGACUUUCUCUUUUGAUUCUGACAAAAAAUAAGCUCUGACUGAGGCAGAACAAAUUAAAUACAUAAAAAAUAACAUAUAUUAACAAAGCACUAUUAAAGGAGAAGUACAGUUUAUCCACCAUAAUACUAAAACAAAGCACUUCAUACUUCUGCUCUGAUAGUGUUGUGCUUGUCAGGAACCCGCAAAACCUUAACCCACACUUAAAUAGUGCCAUUGUAGGACCCAUACCUGACCCUAACAUACAAAAUAGUGCCAUUGUAGGACCUGUGCCCUUCCCAUCUUCCUGCACCUUAUGCUAUUUCAGCGCACAAUUCUAGUUCCAAGACCAGGAGCAGAGGAGAAGUGUACAGUACUUCCCUAGUCUAACUUGCACCCAACGCAAACAAUCAAUGGCCAUCCAAAUUUCAACCUGACCUCAACCAACUCACAGGUCCUGCACAUAACUACUGAUCAUCUAGUAUUGCUCCUAGAAUUAUUCUUUUUAGUCCAUACUGAAGGGGCUGCAAAACAAGCAAAGAAUGAAAAAUAUACAAAAGAGAAAUAAUGAGGUGACGAUUAUAUCCCCAUCUUUGUUGUAUUUUCUGGUCCACAAGCAAGUUUGCUCAUAUUGUAGUUUUUGUAUGGAAAAAUAUGCUUACCAUUGUCUUUAAAGGGAUUCUGUCAUUAUUUGCAGGGUGUAGUUUUUAUCACUAAAUUACACUGUGUACAUCACAAAUAAUUCAUUCUACCGUUUACAAUUUUUUCAUGAACAAAUAAAUUUAUUUUUUUAAACUGUAAUAAUGGUAACAUGAGGUAGUGGCUAAAACCCACCAAGUUCUCUUUUGCAAUUUAGAAGAUAUUAAAAGGGAAAAGGUAGAAUCGCUGGGCUUGCCAAGUUGUUAGCCCUCUAAUGAAAAUGCACUGGCUUGGGUUCCUUUUCUUUUCAGCACUGAUAUCCUCUAUGCAGCCCUGGGUUAUCACAUGCAUCAUACAGAAAUUCUUUGCUGACUCCUGUAUUGCACAUGAGCAACCACAUCCUGGGGCACCGUUAAAUAUGGUGGCAUAGAAAGGAGAAGUACCAUUGGCUGGUGCAUUUUGGAAAAAGAGGAGACCCAGGGUCUGAUAAAGGCAACUAGAAUCACAGGGGGCUGUCUAACAACUUGGCACCCCCAGGAUGGGGGCUUCAAUGGACAAUAGCAGUGGAUAAGGUCGAAGAGUUGCUUAAUUACAUUACUAAAUGCAGUUCUCUAGUGCAUUGAAUACGUAACCCUAAAACAUAGACAGAUACCAUGUCCAGGUAUCCAUCCCUACAGUUCUUCCUACAAUCUGUGCUUUUCUAAUAUUUUGUAAAAUAUCUUUGAUUGUUUCAAGAGUAUAUUUUUAUAUGUUAUUUUUGUACUGCACAACUGGGCAGUGAAGGAUGUGUUGUAGUAUGUACAAAGGUGCCUUUUGUUUUCCAAGAUGGCUGGAGAUACUGGUGGGAGGCAUGAACAUUGCAGCCGAACUCAUCUUCUCUCCAAUGUGGCCAAUCAUGUACAGUGUUUUAAAAUUAAACGUUUUAUAUUUGUUUUUUA
Molecule: messenger RNA, 7292 nt
Organism: Xenopus laevis (African clawed frog)
Lineage: Eukaryota; Metazoa; Chordata; Amphibia; Anura; Pipidae
Gene: erbb3.L
Product: erb-b2 receptor tyrosine kinase 3 L homeolog
Exons: 28
Coding region: 300-4343 (1347 amino acids)
Biological process (GO): neurogenesis; negative regulation of apoptotic process; cell surface receptor protein tyrosine kinase signaling pathway
Cellular component (GO): signaling receptor complex; membrane; plasma membrane
Molecular function (GO): neuregulin receptor activity; protein kinase activity; transmembrane receptor protein tyrosine kinase activity
Source: RefSeq, a predicted model, not a curated record